This is a messenger RNA of Penicillium malachiteum, 1260 nucleotides long. RefSeq lists its product as uncharacterized. The transcript is spliced from 5 exons. Bases 1 to 1260 code for a protein of 419 amino acids. Lineage: Eukaryota; Fungi; Ascomycota; Eurotiomycetes; Eurotiales; Aspergillaceae. The record is from RefSeq and is a predicted model, not a curated record.
AUGUUUGGUACCUUACGCUACGAAGCGAGAAAUGAAGAUGGGGAGUUUUUGCAGCAUGAAGCGGGAACUGCAGGUCGCCUUCAGCGUAUGGUAUGCGAUAAUUGCCGAGUGAAGAAGGGAAGAUUCGAUGCAGUGGUCGGCGGACAGGGUGCUAUCGAUGCACAACGCUCAACGUACCCUGAAUCUACUCCAAGUCAAGUCCUCGAAAACGACAGCCCAAGAAACGGCUGGCAUCUCCAUCCUACGACACCAGCGGAGGCAGCGAGGAUAAUCAAACUUCCAAGGAGCUUUCAAGCGAGAGCGCAGAACAGAAAUCAAAAGAUUAUUGUACCGCCUAUCAUCAAUCGCGGAGAAGAAUUUCAAGAGGAAGACGAGCAAAUGUUUAACAACUUUGACUGGUAUUUGGGCGAGAAACACAGUUCACUUGCGUCACCUUCGUUAUUGACGGCUGCUCCUACCAUCGAUCUUCCAACAGAAUCAGAUAAACGGCUCUCAACGAGUACUGAGCCAGAGAGCGGUACACCCCAGGACAAAAGAACAAGCCACGGUGCACCUCAUAUAUAUUCUUCAAAUCUGAUGGACGAUCAUAUGGUUCUGGAUCCUACUGUGCUUCACACCUCUCCAUACAUAACGCCCACCCCCAGUAUCAAAUCACAGCCACCAUCCGUUUUUCUCCUAGAUGAACUCGAAGGCUCCAACGAUGCUGGUGUGCACGAAGAGAGAAAAACACUCGACUCCCAACCAAGUUCUUAUCGAGAAGUUUUGUCACGAUGCGAGAGCAUACUCCAAUGUCCCCAGUGUCGCCGAAGGCCUGAGAACAUGACCGUGCUGAACCUUGUUCUAGAGCGCCAGACGAGUCUCGCGAGUAGCAUUAUAGACGCAUAUCUCGUCCUAACGUCAGCAGAUAGUGACAACUCCACCACAACCAUAGAGAGCGUUGUACAGCCCACUUCAACAAGGGUGUCAUCAAUCCCCACAGCGCUAGAGCCUCCGGAAAUGUUUCUUGGAGAGUACAGCAUCGCCAAAUCAGAGUGGAAAAAUAUGGUGCGUGUGUUAGUACUGACUCAGAUGAGUGCUUUUGAUCGUCUCAUCGCUCAGAUGAAGCAGGUUCCGUUGCUGGCUCAGCGGCACUCCCAGAUGACUCGCCUACGCACUUCGAAGCUGCAGAAUCGGCGGAUCGCGCGACGUCUCUGGCCCGACUUACCUGAUACAUUUACGCUGUCGGACCCGGCAAUAUAUUUCAUGUCAUGGCCUAAAUAG